This is a messenger RNA of Sphenostylis stenocarpa, 1044 nucleotides long. The record is from the annotation of a GenBank genome assembly. NCBI's taxonomy places the organism in Eukaryota, Viridiplantae, Streptophyta, Magnoliopsida, Fabales, Fabaceae.
AUGAAGGAGGAGAUAGAGGAACUGUGGAGGGAAGUGAGGGAUUUGAGCUUGGGAAACAGUGGAAACGUAGACAGAUUAGAGUCUCCACCAAGCGCAGUUGAGUUCCUCAGAGACUUUAUCACUCCAAACAAACCAUGCGUAAUCUCCAACGCCAUUUCACACUGGCCCGCACUCUCUUCCUGGCCCCACCACUCCUACCUCUCCCAAACCCUCUCCGCCGCCACCGUCUCCCUCCACCUCACCCCCACCGGCGCCGCGGACGCCCUCGCCCCUCUCCACUCUUCCCUCUGCUUUGCCUCCGCGCACGUGCAGCACGUGCCCUUCCCUGAAGCCCUUAGCCUCAUCUCCUCAUCCGAACCCCACAAGCUCGUGGCUUACGCACAGCAACAAAACGAUUGCUUUCGCUCUGAGUAUUCGUCUCUCGCCGCUGACUGUGAUCCUCACCUCGGUUGGGCCACCGAAGCUAUUGGGUCUGAACCCGAAGCUGUGAACCUUUGGAUCGGUAACCAACAUUCCCAAACCUCGUUCCACAAGGAUCAUUACGAGAAUCUCUACGCCGUUGUCACAGGAGAGAAGCACUUCCUCUUGCUGCCACCUACUGAUGUUCAUCGCUUGUACAUUCGUCACUACCCUGCUGCCACUUACACAUAUUCUUCGGAUACAGGAGAGUUCGAUUUGGAGCUUGAGAAGCCAACAAGGUAUGUGCCUUGGUGCAGCGUGGAUCCUUAUCCUUCUGUGGAGACCGUGGAUGAUGAGAUGGCCAAGUUUCCCCUGUACUUCAAUGGCCCUCGGCCUUUUGAAUGUACUGUGAAGGCCGGGGAGGUUCUCUAUUUGCCUAGCAUGUGGUUCCAUCAUGUUAGACAGAGUGCGGAUGCUGGAGGAUUAGCUAUUGCAGUAAAUUAUUGGUACGAUAUGCAGUUCGAUAUUAAGUAUGCUUAUUUCCACUUCUUACAAUCUAUUCAAUAUCGAUCUACUCCAAGUCCAAUGCUAAAAGAUAAAUUGGCUGAGGAGAUUGAUUCAGGUCCUGAUGAUAAUGAAUCUUGA